AAAAACUCCAGAUCUUGUGGCUGAAGCUUCUCAUGAACAACCCUCUUUACCAUAAAAGAACAUCUUGAGUAUCUCUUCAUAUUACGAACACUUAAAGCUCCCUAGCAUAUACAUCGCUUCAACUUCUCCGAUCGCCGUUUUCUUCGUUUUCGGGGCAAGGUUUUCUUUAUAAUUUAUGAGUAUCGUCGCCGGCGGAAGUGACGAAACACAAGCUCCGACAUCCAUUAUAUCUCUUUUAUCGCUCUCCACCAUUGUUCAAUUCCCAUGGAAGUGCAGUGUAGUACGGAUACUCUGUCGAAAGAGAUGGCAACAGAAGGUUCUUCUCUUCCGUCGUGUCGAAGCUACUCUGGUAGGCCCUCAUGGCUUCUCGCCACCUUGGCAGAUCUCGAAGGGAAGAUGAAGGCUCUGUCUCUAAGCCUUACUGAAGAAGAGGAUUCACACAGCUUCGCCGAACGCGCAGAGAACUAUUACCAGAAACGACCCCAGCUGCUCUCACUCCUUCAAGAGCUCUAUAAUGGCUACCUCACCUUAGCCGACCGUCACUGCCAAAACCUAACAAAAGGUCAUGGCCAAAUCUUAGCAGUCAAUUCCGACACCGAAGAAGACUCCGACGUCACCGCCGGUGACGAAACCCACCUCGACUCCGACGCCGAGAGCUCCCUCUCUUACCAACCCCCACCACCUCAGAACCCCAUUUCCACCGCCACAGCAUCCAAUCACAACUCCCUUGUCGCCGAUCUUGUAGCCAAGACCACCGACAAUGAAUUCCUCGUUCACGAAUUAGGAAUCCUUGAACGCUCCAACACUGAAUCAUCGAGAAAGAUCGAAUUACAGAAAAGCUUACUUGAGGUGCUCGAAUCGGAGCGAUUAAUUCUCCUUAACGAGAAUGCGAGAUUGGGUUACAGAGUCACGACCUUGACAGAGGAGAAGAACGGGUUAAUCUCAGAAGCUGCGGUAAUGAAGACGAGGGCUAGUGAAUUAGCGAGGUGUAUUCUGAAACUGAGAGAGGAUCAUAGGGUUUGUUUGUUGAACAGUAAAAUUGAAGAUCUUCAGAAUCAGAUAUAUGGGUUGGAGAAGAGGAAUAAGGAGUAUCAUGAAAUGUUGGUGAAAAGAGAAGAAGAAGAGAGGAAGAGGAAUAACAAGAAGGAGAUGAUGGCUUUAGAGGUUUGUUUUCAGGUAGAGAAGCUUAAGUUGGAGAAUGAGAAGCUUAAGGAGGGAGCAGCAGUGAAUGUUGGGAAGGGACGAGAAGGCUGGAUGACUUGGAGGAGGGUUUCAAGCUCGAGGGUGUUGGAGCGAGUCAGGAAGCUUGAUUCAUUCAUUUGUGGCUCUCAAUUCACAUAAACCAUUGUCUAGUUGACUCAUUAUUCUACAACAAUUAAAAUCUUAUCCCACCUUAAUGGGUCAGCUGAAUUAAAAUUUCAAACAAUGAUGAACGUGAUUCAUUAUUUUCUUUUGUAUAAAAUUAGUAAAUUGUGUGUUUUGGGAUCCAACUUGGAUCGAGUUGAGCCAAGAUUUAUAUCAAGUAUCAUAAAUGUUAGAUUGCAAAA
This is a messenger RNA of Macadamia integrifolia, 1547 nucleotides long. RefSeq names its product kinase-interacting family protein-like. Gene Ontology annotation, molecular function: actin binding. The transcript has 3 exons. The record is from RefSeq and is a predicted model, not a curated record. NCBI's taxonomy places the organism in Eukaryota, Viridiplantae, Streptophyta, Magnoliopsida, Proteales, Proteaceae. The coding region runs from base 265 to 1341 and encodes 358 amino acids.